Messenger RNA from Cyanistes caeruleus (blue tit), 12208 nucleotides. The record is from RefSeq and is a predicted model, not a curated record. NCBI's taxonomy places the organism in Eukaryota, Metazoa, Chordata, Aves, Passeriformes, Paridae.
GAAUCUGCCAAGGAAUUGGUGUUUUGAAGAGUUUUACAGCGUCUAAUCCUCGUUGCCUUGGGAAUACAAACCUCUCUAAUCAUGUCGCCGGCCAUGUGGAAAUGGACUUGCCUGGUUUCUCACCUCCUGCUGUCCACCACAGUGUCACCUCUUGGCAGACAGCAGCCACCCCAUCCAAAGAGGCCCUUCAUCACCUUCACCGGGGAACAAGCAGAGGGAAACUUCAACCACUUGGUGGUGGAUGAAAGAACUGGGCACAUUUACUUGGGGGCUGUCAACAGGAUCUACAAACUCUCCAGUGACCUGAAGGUCCUGGUGACCCACGAGACUGGUCCUGAUGAUGACAAUCCCAAGUGCUAUCCUCCCAGGAUAGUCCAAACCUGCAACGAACCCUUGACACCCACCAACAACAUAAACAAAAUGCUCCUCAUAGACUACAAGGAGAACCGGUUGAUAGCCUGUGGGAGUCUGUACCAGGGCAUCUGCAAGCUCCUGAGGCUGGAUGACCUCUUCAAGCUUGGAGAGCCCUUCCACAAGAAGGAGCAUUACCUCUCUGGGGUGAACGAGAGUGGCUCUGUUUUUGGAGUCAUUGUUUCUUACAGCAACAUGGAUGACAAGCUGUUCAUCGCCACGGCCGUGGAUGGCAAACCGGAGUAUUUCCCCACCAUCUCCAGCAGAAAGCUCACCAAGAACUCCGAGGCUGAUGGGAUGUUUGCCUAUGUCUUUCAUGAUGAGUUUGUGGCCUCUAUGAUCAAGAUCCCCUCAGAUACCUUUACCAUCAUCCCCGACUUCGACAUCUACUACAUCUACGGCUUCAGCAGCGGGAACUUUGUCUACUUCCUGACUCUGCAGCCUGAGAUGAUCUCCCCACCCGGCUCCACCACAAAGGAGCAGGUUUAUACCUCCAAGCUGGUGCGGCUUUGUAAGGAGGACACGGCCUUUAACUCCUAUGUGGAGGUGCCCAUUGGCUGUGAGAAGAACGGGGUGGAAUACCGAUUGCUCCAGGCUGCCUACUUGUCCAAGGCUGGAGCCAUCCUGGCCAGAUCUCUGGGUGUUGGCCCUGAGGAUGAUAUCCUCUUCACAGUCUUCUCCAAGGGGCAGAAAAGGAAGAUGAAGUCCUUGGAUGAGUCUGCUCUUUGCAUCUUUGUCCUGAAAAACAUCAACGACCGCAUCAAGGACAGGCUUCAGUCCUGCUACAGGGGAGAGGGGACAUUAGAUCUGGCCUGGCUCAAGGUCAAGGACAUUCCCUGUAGCAGCGCGCUGUUAACAAUUGAUGACAAUUUCUGUGGCCUGGAUAUGAAUGCCCCCUUGGGAGUAUCAUCCAUGGUGCGAGGGCUCCCCAUUUUCACCGAGGAUGGGGACAGGAUGACCUCGGUGAUCGCUUACGUCUACAAGAACCACUCCCUGGCUUUUGUGGGCACCAAGAGUGGGAAGCUCAAGAAGAUCCGUGUGGAUGGCACCACCAAGAACACGCUGGAGUACGAGAUCGUGCAGGUGGUGGACACUGGCCCCAUCCUCCGGGACAUGGCCUUCUCCGUGGAUCACGAACACCUCUACAUCAUGUCUGAGAAGCAGCUCACCAGGGUGCCUGUGGAGUCGUGCAGCCAGUACGAGACCUGCAGCGAGUGCCUGGGCUCGGGGGACCCCCACUGCGGAUGGUGUGUGCUUCACAACACCUGCACGCGGAAGGAGCGGUGCGAGCGCUCCAGCGAGCCGCGCAGAUUCGCCUCGGAGAUGAAGCAGUGCGUCCGCCUCACCGUGCACCCCAACAACAUCUCCGUCUCCCAGUACAACGUUCUGCUGGUCUUGGAGACCUACAACGUCCCCGAGCUGUCAGCAGGAGUCAACUGCACCUUCGAGGACCUCUCGGAGAUGGAUGGGUUGGUGGUGGGCAGCCAGAUCCAGUGCAUCUCUCCAGCUGCCAAGGAGGUGCCCCAGAUCAUCACAGAGAAUGGUGACCAUCACAUUGUCCAGCUUCAGCUCAAGUCCAAGGAAACGGGGAUGACCUUUGCCAGCACCAGCUUCGUCUUCUACAACUGCAGCGUCCACAACUCGUGCCUGUCGUGCGUGGAGAGCCCUUACCGCUGCCACUGGUGCAAGUACCGCCACGUCUGCACCCACGACCCCAGCUCCUGCUCCUUCCAGGAGGGACGAGUCAAGAUGCCCGAGGACUGUCCCCAGCUGCUGCAGGCCGAGAAGAUCCUGGUGCCCGUGGAGGUGAUCAAACCCAUCACGCUGAAGGCCAAGAACCUGCCCCAGCCACAGUCGGGCCAGCGGGGCUACGAGUGCAUCCUGAACAUCCAGGGCAGCGAGCAGAGGGUGCCGGCCUUGAGGUUCAACAGCUCCAGCGUGCAGUGCCAGAACACCUCGUACUCGUACGAAGGGAUGGAGAUUAACAGCCUGCCAGUGGAGCUGACAGUCGUGUGGAACGGGAAUUUCAACAUUGACAACCCGGCACAGAACAAAGUUCACCUGUACAAGUGCGGGGCCAUGCGGGACAGCUGCGGACUCUGCCUGAAAGCCGACCCCGACUUCGAGUGUGGCUGGUGCCAGGGACAGAACCAGUGCACGCUGAAGCAGCACUGCCCAGCCCAGGACAGCCAGUGGCUGGAGCUGUCCAGCACCAAGGGCAAGUGCACCAACCCCAAGAUCACGGAUAUCAACCCCGUGACAGGUCCUCGUGAGGGCGGGACCAAAGUGACCAUCCGUGGGGAGAACCUGGGGCUGGAAUUCCGGGAUAUCGCAUCCCACGUCAAAGUGGCCGGUGUGGAGUGCAAGCCGCUGGUGGAAGGGUACAUCCCAGCAGAGCAGAUCGUGUGUGAGAUGGGGGAGGCCAAGCCCAGCCAGCACGCCGGAUUUGUGGAAAUCUGCGUGGCCGAGUGCAAGCCAGAGUUCAUGGCCAGGUCUUCUCAGCUCUACUACUUCAUGACUCUGACCCUCUCUGACCUGAAGCCAAAGCGAGGACCGGUGUCGGGUGGCACCCAGGUGACAAUCACAGGCAACAACCUCAACGCUGGCAGCAACGUCAUUGUGACCUUUGGGCGACAGCCCUGCCUCUUCUACAGGAGAUCCACCAAGCACAUUGUCUGUAACACCACGGCCUCCUAUGAAGGCUUUGAGAAGGUGAAGGUGUCCGUGAGAGUGGACAAGGCCAAGAUCCACCAGGAGCUUCACUAUGAGUAUGUAGAGGAUCCCACCAUCCUGAGGAUCGAGCCUGAGUGGAGCAUCUUCAGUGGCAACACUCCCAUUGCCGUGUGGGGAACUCACCUGGACCUCAUCCAAAACCCUCAGAUCCGGGCAAAGCACGGUGGAAAGGAGCACGUCAAUAACUGUGAGGUGCAGAACAGCACAGAGAUGACCUGCCAGGCCCCAGCACUGGCUGUGGACCCCAAUCACCAGUCUGAGCUCGCUGAGCGCCCGGAGGAGUUUGGCUUCAUCCUUGACAAUGUGCAGUCCCUGCUGAUCCUCAACAAAACCAACUUCACCUACUAUCCCAACCCUAUCUUUGAGGUUUUCAAUCCCUCAGGGAUCCUGGAGCUGAAGCCUGGAAGUCCCAUCAUCCUGAAGGGCAGGAAUCUGAUCCCACCGGUGGCAGGAGGCAAUGCCAAGCUGAACUACACCGUUCUGGUGGGUGAGAAGCCCUGUGCAGUGACCGUGUCAGACGUGCAGCUCCUCUGCGAGUCCCCAAACCUCAUUGGGAGGCACAAGGUGAUGGCUCGUGUAGGAGGGAUGGAGUUCUCUCCAGGGAUGGUCUACAUCUCCCCAGACAGCCCUCUCAGCUUGCCAGCCAUCGUCAGCAUUGCGGUGGCCGGCGGGCUGCUCAUCAUCUUCAUCGUGGCCGUGCUGAUCGCCUACAAGCGCAAGUCCAGGGAGAGCGACCUCACCCUCAAGCGCCUGCAGAUGCAGAUGGACAACCUGGAGUCCAGGGUGGCCCUGGAGUGCAAAGAAGCCUUUGCAGAGCUGCAGACAGAUAUCCAUGAGCUGACGAGUGACCUGGAUGGAGCUGGGAUCCCUUUCCUUGACUACCGAACCUACACCAUGAGAGUGCUUUUCCCUGGCAUUGAAGAUCAUCCAGUCCUGAGGGAUUUGGAGGUCCCUGGCUACCGGCAGGAACGGGUGGAGAAGGGCCUGAAGCUCUUUGCCCAGCUCAUCAACAACAAGGUUUUCCUGCUGUCCUUUAUCCGCACGCUGGAGUCGCAGCGCAGCUUCUCCAUGCGGGACCGCGGCAACGUGGCCUCGCUGAUCAUGACGGUGCUGCAGAGCAAGCUGGAGUACGCCACCGACGUCCUCAAACAGCUCCUGGCCGACCUCAUCGACAAAAACCUGGAGAGCAAGAACCACCCCAAGCUGCUGCUCCGUAGGACAGAAUCUGUGGCUGAGAAAAUGCUCACCAACUGGUUCACCUUCCUCCUCUACAAGUUCCUCAAGGAGUGUGCUGGAGAGCCUCUGUUCUCCCUUUUCUGUGCCAUCAAGCAGCAGAUGGAGAAGGGUCCCAUCGACUCCAGGCAUUUAGAGAGCAGAAACCAGGAUCAGGCACUGCAGGGGGGGCAGUCAGAGGCUUUCAGUGCCACUGAAAUGUGUGUUGUGGUGCCUCUCUCUCAGGUGCUGAGCUGUGUGAACCCCGACAACGUGAACAGCCCCGAGAUCCCGGUGAAGAUCCUCAACUGCGACACCAUCACGCAGGUCAAGGAGAAGAUCCUCGAUGCCAUCUUCAAGAACGUGCCCUGCUCCCACCGGCCCAAAGCUGCUGACAUGGACCUGGAGUGGCGGCAGGCAAGCGGGGCCAGGAUGAUCCUUCAGGAUGAGGACAUCACCACCAAGAUAGAGAACGACUGGAAGAGACUCAACACGCUGGCACACUACCAGGUCCCAGAUGGAUCUGUGGUAGCUUUGGUAUCCAAGCAAGUCACUGCCUACAACGCAGUCAACAACUCCACGGUGUCCCGGACAUCAGCCAGCAAGUAUGAAAACAUGAUCCGCUACACGGGCAGCCCCGACAGCCUCCGCUCGCGCACCCCCAUGAUCACCCCCGACCUGGAGAGCGGCGUCAAGAUGUGGCACCUGGUCAAGAACCAUGAGCAUGGAGACCAAAAAGAGGGUGAUCGAGGCAGCAAGAUGGUUUCUGAGAUCUACCUGACCAGGUUACUGGCCACCAAGGGCACUCUCCAGAAAUUCGUGGAUGAUCUCUUUGAGACCAUUUUCAGCACCGCUCACCGUGGCAGUGCCCUGCCCCUGGCCAUCAAGUACAUGUUUGAUUUCCUGGAUGAGCAGGCAGACAAGCACAACAUCCACGACCCCCACGUGAGGCACACCUGGAAGAGCAACUGCCUCCCCUUGCGCUUCUGGGUUAACAUGAUCAAGAACCCACAGUUCGUCUUCGACAUCCACAAAAACAGCAUCACAGACGCCUGCCUGUCCGUGGUGGCUCAGACCUUCAUGGACUCCUGCUCCACCUCAGAGCACCGGCUGGGCAAAGACUCCCCCUCCAACAAGCUCCUCUACGCCAAGGACAUCCCCAGCUACAAGAACUGGGUGGAAAGGUACUACUCAGACAUCGGAAAGAUGCCAGCAAUCAGCGACCAGGACAUGAACGCUUACCUGGCUGAGCAGUCCCGCAUGCACAUGAACGAGUUCAACACCAUGAGCGCGCUCUCCGAGAUCUACUCCUACGUGGGCAAGUACAGCGAGGAGAUUCUCGGAGCCCUCGAUCAAGACGACCAGGCUGGGAAACAGAAACUAGCCUACAAACUUGAACAAGUCAUAACCCUCAUGAGCAUAGACAGCUGAGAACUGUCCUGCCAGGGACACCCUGGGAGGGAUAAACCAAGUCGUGCCUCACUCAAGAUCAUCAUCUUUACCAAGUGCAAGUUUUGAUGGGCUGUAAGCAGAGUCACCCGAACAGCGCUCCUCUCUCUGUCUCUCUCUCUCUCCCUCUCUCUCUUUCUCUCUUUUCCUUCUCUUCCCAAAUCUAUGGACAAAGCGACAGAGCCCCGGGGUUCAAAGGAAAGACUGCAGAGGAAUCUUGGCUCUGGGGUCAUGAAGACAUUCGGAUGGAGCUCUCCUUUUCACAGCUUCCCCUCUGCCUUUUGCCCUAGAGAGAAACUAUUGAACACACGCAAAAACCCCACCAACCCUCCCCCAGCAUCACGUCCUUGCUCUGCAGAGGUGAAACUGGGAGGAAACUUCUGUCAUGCUGCUUUAACUGCCCUCCGAGGGCUGUAGCCUCUGGAGCGGACAUGGAAACGAACUCAGUAUUACUCAAGUGUCCCCAAGGGGAAGGCAGCCUGCCUGCAGCGCUCCUGGAGGGCAGAGCCAACCCAGCUCCUCUCCGGCAGAGCCGCUGCAGUUCUGUCUCUUGAUAGUGACCCACUGGGAGAGGAGCCUCGAGGCUCCCUGAGAAAUGCCACAGCUCCGUCCAGAGCAGGACCGCUGUGGCUCAUCCUGCCUGGGCAAUCAGCUGCUCUCCUGGGGCAGGGAAAGGGUCAAGAGGGGACGAGGAGACCGGCGCUCCCCUGCCCACGUGUUUCAUAUGGUUCUUCUUAUUUUUCCAAGAGCCGCGUGUCCCCCUCCGUCUUUCCCGUCGUGUCCUGUUGGUCGUAGCCCUGCAGCAAAGCGCUCUCUCUGCUCGGUGGCAUCCAUCCGUGGUGGUGGUUCUGCUCCUCCUGGCAGUGGACAGCACAGCAUCAUCCCCCUCGUUCCCACCUCGGCUUGGAAAGCAGGAGCCACAGGCCUCGGUUUGUUCCAGGCAAGGAGCUCAGCCUCGAAAGAAGAACCAGAAGGGUUUUUUAAUUAUUUUUUUUUUUUAAGCUGUUCUUUCCAUUUUGUUUCCUUGACUGGAACACAGCUGUUGUUUUCCCACAGUGGAAUAUCAGAGGGUUAGUGAAAUGCUUGCUGUGAAGAGAGGUGGUGCACGGGGCUGAUGGUAAAGCCUUCCUUCCAAGCCACUCCUAUGAGGAAAUGUCACCACACAUUUUGGAAGGAAAUCUUGGAGGAAAUCCAAAUGAAACACUGCAAAAAAUUCUACCUAGAUCCCCCCAGCCGAACUGCCUGUCUUCUGGAGGUCUCUGAACUGCUGUGAGCCCAUCUGCCUUUUGGUGCCAACUCCCGUCCUUUCCUCUUCUCCAUUUCUGGAACCAACAGGCCUUGCUGAAGGCACAAUUGCUGCCUGGGAAGGAUUUUAUCUCUCUUUGCACUUCUUAUCCCUUCAGGGAUCACUGUUACCAUGGGAUAAUUGUGGGGGAUCACCCUCCCUGUCCCAUCCUCUGCUCAGCUUCUCCAGAACAUCUCAACUUGUUUCAUGGCCAACCAAAGGGGAGUGAGCUCCUGCAUCUCUUCUGCCUUCGGCUGUUCCAUUCGCACGGCUGCCAGCCCAGAUAACACCAUGAUUAGAGACUCCUGGGGAGUGGAGAACCUUCUUUGUACACCAGGGAGGCAAGAGCUGGGUCAGCAUUCAUCUCCCCAGACACAAGCAGAGCUCCCUGGCAGACGGAGGAGUGGCUGGAGAAUCAGCCCACAUCCACCUCACCCCAUCCUCGAAGCCUCAGCCUGGAUCUGCUUUGCAGCUGUAGGGAAGAAGGGGUGCAGGCAGGGCGUGUAAAUUGAUUACAGAACGAGUUGGUUUGGGUUUAUUCCUGUCCCUUGCUAUCAAAUCAGAACCUCUUGGGAGUGACAGAUCCUGAGCGUGUGUGAGGGGGGAUUUGGUGCAAGCAGGAGUCAGUCAGCGGGAGGGUUUCCUUCAGCCAAGCAGAUACACACGUAGGCGAGUCCAAAACCACUCAAAGAACAGCAGUCCAAAACUGGACGUGUCCGUGGGGAGAAAAUCACCAAAUUCACGUUGAAACAGCAAACUUAGGGACACGUCUUGGUUUUAAACCCCCAGACAUUUCUCUCUUGAUUACAAUUCCGAUUAUUUCGUGCGUGUGCGUGUGCGUGUGUAUCUGUGUGCGCGUGUGCGUUCCUUCCUUUUUUCUUUGGUUCUGCUUGCUUUCUGUUGGAUUGCUGAGCUGAUGGACUCAUCAUGCACCUUAUGGACAUCUCAGCAGUUUUAAGAGGCCUGCGCAUUGGGGAUGGUUUGGGUUUGGUUGGUUCUGCCAUGGUUUUGUUGACCCAUUUUAGUAACGUCGGCGCAUGUUCCAGAUCCAUUGAUUAUGGCUGUGAAAGUGGGAAGUCCCACCAGAGCCAGUGGUAAGAAAAUGACAACAAACAACACAAACACAGUAUUUUUUAUAAGUACUUAAAUUUAAAAAAAAAAUAAAUAAAAAAAAAGGGAAAAAUUAAAAAAAAAAAAAAAGGAAGAAACCAAAGGUUUUGACAAACAAAGUGCCACAAAAAGAUAAAUAUGGACCCUAUUGUCAUGCCUUGUACUCACAGCUGGAUGGUAGGAGUCUAAGGACAAAGAGCUGGCUUGGAGGGAAGUGGUUAUGAGUGAUGGGCGAUCCUGCCUGGACAUGCGCACAUGAGAGGAAGAAGAAGCUGUUUAACAAAAAAAAAAAAAAAGUAUCAAAAUGAACUGGGUGUGAUCCUGCACUGUUACUGAAGUCAGAGGAACACCACAGGGGAAAUCUGAGACUCACCCUGUUUCUUUUUGAUGUUUUCAGGGCUGUGUUUUUGGUUUGUUAUGGUUGUUUUCCAUGGUUGGUAUUUUAUUUCUUCUUGCUGGUACGGAGUUUUUCAUCUGUAUAUUAUAUAUAUAUAUAUUUUUCGAGAAAAACUUGAACACCUCAGAGACACUGAGAAUGAAACACUUAGGGGAAAUGGGAAGCACCAGGAGAUUGGUGUCUUAACCCUUUCCAACUGCCCAUUUAGGCAUUUCUGCUUUCUCUCCACCCUCUUCUUUCCCCCAUGCCCAGGAUUUGAAAGAAAAUCUGCGUUUUGCUUCUCUUUCAUCUCCUCUUUAUUUUUUUUUUGUCUUUCUGUUUCCUCUUUAUUUUGGUGUUUGAGCUGGAUUUGCUUUUUUGCUUGGAAAAUGUGCCAGAAUUGUGAUGUAAAUGCGUGGGCUUCCUCCCCUGUCCCCUUCAGUGCCCUUCCCAUUUCCAACCAGUGUCCCAGAAUCCCCCAGUCUAUGAGAAGUCUUGGCAUCUUUCUUCCCAGCCUCACCUGUUGAGCUAUUUUUUAAGUGCAUGUAAAAUACAACUAAAAACAAAGACACAAGCAGAAGAAUGAGCCCUACUACAACACGGAUGUUUUCUUUUCCCUUGAUUUCUUUUCCCCCACCUCCCUUUCCACACUCGACCAAAAAUUCCUGAUGAAUAGGUAGUGUCCCACACUGUUUUUCAUGCCCCGUGGAGAGAACUGGAGCCAAAGUUCCUAGAAGCCCAUGGAUAGGCUCCUAAUAUCUGGAAUAUUCCAGAUGAUAGGCUGAUCUUUAUGGGCGUUUCUCAAACACCGCAAUCAAAAAAUUAAUGCUGACACCUGCAGCACCAUCAGAAACAGGGGAAAGUGAACUUUUGAGGACUCUCUGAGGUUCUGUGGAGAGACUCAAGAUUAUUUCUUCACUGCAGGGUUUGGACUGGGGCUUUGCUACUGGGUUAGAGGAGCAAAGGGUGGACAGCUCCUCUGCCAACACCUCAUGUCCUCAUGAGUGGGACUCAGCUGUCAGCGACAGUGAUCUGGGAACUGAUCCAUCACACCGUGUGCUGGUGCAGGCUGAGCCUUCCAGUGAACACCGGUGUGGGGAAGUUUGUGUGUGUCGAGAAUGAGGUGGUGGAGAUUGUUUGCCCUCCAACAGACAGCACAGGAGAACCAUCAAGGGGAAAUUUAGCCACCCGAGGUCACCUUCCUCUCCUAGUGUAGAAUCAUAGAUUCACUUGGGUUGGAAAAGAACUCUAAAAUCACAGCCUGAAUGUUAAAACAUGCCUCAGUCCUUCUCUUCCCACUCUUCAUCCUGUCCUGAACAUAUCCAAAGGUUUGGUCCAACCCAGCACACACCAACCUUGCUCCAGUAGAUAAGAGGGCUGUGCCACUUUUCAUCCCUGUAGUGUUACCACUGCAGUUGUUUUAUCUUGAAUUUUUGACACUGAAGACCAUUAAAUUUAUUGGGUCAUGAAGAAGAUUUACCAGCAGAAUUUUGUUUGGUAAUUGCUUUGAUUGAAAAGUGAUUACCAAAGUUUCCCAAUCUUGUGCAUUCACUUACAGGAAAAUGUUUGCCAUGAAGGAAAUGAGACCAAGCAAACCAGAUAAGUGUCAUUAUUUUUAAUAAUGCUGUCGAAAACUGAUAGAUCAGAUUUGAAGAGCCCAGUCAGUGGUCAGCUUUGCUGUUGAAGCCUUCCCCUCUGAGUUUCCUGGGAUGCCUGUGAGGUAAAAAUCCAAGCACAAUACAGCCAAUAUGAGGACAGUUGUUCAGAACUAAGUCAAAACAUGAAAUGUAGAUCUGUCCUUCCCCAAGGCUUUAGCGAAGUGCUUUGGGAACAGACACUGCUAUGUGGGAGACUCUUCCAAAGGAAGACUGGAAACAGGAAUGACUUAGUCCCAGAGCUCUGCUAAAUGGGACCUACAUUUGUGUCUGCACAAAGGACACUCAGAAUCACGGAAUCACAGAACGAUUUGGGUUGGAAGGGAGCUUAAAGAUCAUCUCUGUCCAACCCCUUGUCAUGGGCAGGGACACCUCCCACUACCCCAGGGUGCUCCAAGCCCUGUCCAGCCUGGCCUUGGACACUUCCAGGGAUCCAGGGCAGCCACAGCUUCCCUGGGUGACCACACAGCAUCAGUGAUUCCAGGACAAUUUGCUCUGUACAUUUGAUAAGUAGUAAGAGUUGUCCUCCAGGGCAGGUGGAGGUUUUGGGAUGUCCUAACUCUUGCCAUCCAAACCUGGUGUGCUGUGGAGCAAGAAAUUGUUGAAACACGUGAACCUCAACAUCACAGUGUGAACUUCAACCUCCUGCCCAUUCCCAGCCUGAAUUUUCCUGCUGUGCACCUGGCGCAGCUCCCAUUUCAGGGUAGUGUUUGGUCCAUGGAAUCCUGCAGUUUUCCCUCACCUCUGUGACUGUGCAGUGCCCCUUUCUCCAAAAAAAAAUCGUGUUGUCUUACUGGGAGUGACUAUUUUGUGGAGAAUGCUUUGAAAACAGAGCUUGUCAACAAUGUUUUAUUUGGGAUGGCUCAGUUCUCUACACUUGGAGAAGCACCCAAAGGGACACAGGCUAACAGCAAAAAAAAAUUAAGAAUUGUAGAAAGAUGUCAAAAAAAAGUAAAAAAAACAAACAGAAUUUACACUUGGAAAAAUAAACCCACCAAAAACCCCACUGAAGUUAUAAAGCUGCUUAGUCUAAUCAACCUGUCACGUGUUUGAUUUCUGUCGUUAUUGUUGUUUGUUCAUUGUUUGGUUGGUUUUGUUUGGUUGGUUUUUUGUUUUUAUUUUUUAAUCUUCUGUUCUAAAAAUGGAGAGUUUACCUCAAGAAAUUCUUUCUGCUUGGAAACAGAUCACCUCAAAGACGCUCGCAGCAGAGAGCAGUGUGCAGGGAAGCUCAGUAAAGCAAACUUGGGUGUGGAAAACAGAGGGAAAACCAGGACAUUCAGGCUCUUUUCAGCAUUCCUUUCUCUUACUGGUGUGGUCUGGCAUUCCCCAGUGGAGAAAUUGCUGUUCUCUUUCAGAUAGACUGAGGCACAAGAGCCAGUUGGAGAAAUCAAGGCACAUGUCCAAGCUUGAAGUCGUUUCUGAAGUAUCUUAAGAGAAACUUGGUGUUAUUUAAACUUUCUAUGCUGCUCUUUCUCCAUUCCCUGGAGAAAUUCCACUUUCCAGCCCAGGCUGGGGUAAGGAAGCAGAGAGAUUAGGUGCUAGCUAAAUGCUCCCAGUGUUUUCCCCAAGGAAUUGAGAGGCAACUGGAUUAUUUAAGGUCACAAGAGAGGCCUUCCUUGUGUCUGCCCCUGUGUCUUGGACAUAUAUGUGAGCCCAGAAGUCUCAUUCUCUGUUUUGCUAAAGCUUCCAACUUAAAAUCAAUGGAAAGACAUUUCCUUUCACUACAGUGUUACUAACAGCCUCAAAGAGAUGUCAAGACAGCAUUAGAAAGGAGGUUGGGAUCCUUUUUUCUUAGGUUGUUGUUGUUGUUGGUUUGAUUUUCUUUUGAACUGAUCCUAGUUAAAAAAGAAAUAAAAUCUAUACUAUUUAAAUUGGAAUCCCGUUGUUACUUGGUAAAGGCAAAGCUUCUGUACCUUUGUUAUAAUUAAUUGUAUACCUGUGUAUGUAAAUAUAAGGCAUUCCUAUUUUGCAGUCCAG